UAAAAUCUUUCAAAUUCGCAGGCGGUGAUGAUUAUUGUUUGAAGAAGAGAUGAUUUUAAGCUUCGAAGCCAUCAUUUUCAUGUUCGUCAUCGUCAGAUCUCUCAUCAGGAAAUGACUUCAUUUCAUAGUGAAUUUCGAGGCUCAGAGAAGAUUUGUGAAGCGUCACGUGCUUGUCACAAGGAUCAAUUUCGGUGAUCGGACAAAGAAGAUAAAUGGAGGACACCCUGAGAGUGGAGCUAGGGCUUCUAACCAGAUAUUCGAGAGAUUUCAAUUUCUUCGGCGUGUAUGACGGAUAUGGAGGCUCACAUGUCGCGCACACUUGCCGUGACCAGUUACAUGGGUUAUUGAUGGGUGUUGAGAAGAUGGAUAAGGAAGUGAGUGAUUGUGGGAGGGCAGCGGCGUCGCAUAGUGCAGCUGCGUUGUCAGAGGUGACGAUAGGUUCGACUGCGGUGGUUGGAGAGGAGGAGAUCGUGGUUGCGAAUUGUGGCAAUUCGAGAGUUGUGCUGUCUCGAGGAGGUGUCGUAAUAUCUUUGUCUGAUGAUCAUAAGCCUAAUAGACCUGAUGAGUUGGAGAGAAUCAAAGGUGCUGGUGGAAAGGUUAUAAACUGGAAUGGGCAUCGAGUUCUUGCUACGUUGUUGUGA
Messenger RNA from Camellia sinensis, 641 nucleotides. The record is from RefSeq and is a predicted model, not a curated record. Lineage: Eukaryota; Viridiplantae; Streptophyta; Magnoliopsida; Ericales; Theaceae.